CUUCCAUCUUUUCUUUUUGGGUCCCACUUUCCCUCCAAUCCUAGCGGAGAUCCCUCCGAAAUCCGAAUCUUCAUCUUUCUCCUUUCGUCCCAUAUCUUCUUUCUUUCUUUCUUCCCUUAAUCUUCCCAAGAAAAUAAAAAGAAACGAAAAACCCAAACAGAGAAAAGCAUACUAAAAAAAAAAAUGAGAGCUUUAAAUUCGAGAUUUGUUCUAAUUGACAUCACCAACAACGCAACGUCAUGGCACCACCGUCCAAAGCAUUCGCACUUCACAAAAACGACACGUAGAGCUCAUCAAAGACCAGCAACGGCAUCUAUAAAACAAUCUCAAACGUCGGUUCUCCGGAUCCCACAUAUCCGUAAACCGUCUGAUCGAACCACGUUCUCGAAUGGGUCUUCCUCGGAUUACCCGAACCCGCCUUCGACUUCCCGGGUGGAGGCUUGUACGGAACUCGAGCUGUUCCUCGAAAUGUUGCCGCUGCGGAUAAGGAAAGAGCUUUGCAGGCAUGAAGAGAUAGGUGAGUUGAUUGAGGUGGUCAUGGAUUUGGGGAGGCAGCCUCUUGCUAGGUUUCCUUCUGGGGAUUGGGUUAUUUCGAAACAGCCUGUUAAGCAUGAAGAUUUAAGGCAUGCAAUAUCUAAGGUUGGUGACUUUUCGGAUGACAACCGUUCGGGUAUUGAUAGAUCUUUGCAUCGCAUAAGUGCUAUUAGAAACCGUAAAUUGCAAAUAAUUGGCCUCACUUGCCGGGUCGGUCGAGCUGUGUCUGGAAGUGCUGAGAUUAUACGUGACUUGGUCGAGGGAGGAGGUUCCAUUCUGGUCAUAGGUCCUCCUGGAGUUGGUAAAACAACCUUAAUCAGAGAAAUAGCUAGGAUGUUGGCAGAUCAACACAUGAAACGUGUUGUCAUUGUGGAUACAUCAAAUGAGAUUGGAGGUGAUGGAGAUGUUCCCCACGAAGGAAUAGGGCGUGCAAGGAGAAUGCAAGUUCCAAAUGUGAAUAUGCAGCAUAAUGUUAUGAUUGAGGCAGUUGAGAACCAUAUGCCUGAAACCAUCAUAAUCGAUGAAAUUGGUACAGAGCUUGAAGCAUUAGCUUCCAGCACUAUUGCUCAACGAGGGGUUCAGCUGGUUGGAACAGCCCAUGGAAUGACUAUUGACAACAUAAUAAAGAACCCUUCUCUACAGAUCCUUGUUGGUGGCAUUGAGAGUGUAACUCUGGGUGAUGAGGAAGCAAGGAAAAGGAAAGUUCAAAAGACAAUUCUUGAAAGAAAGGGCCCUCCAACAUUUACAUGUGCUGUCGAGAUGAUAUCCAGGACUGAGUGUCGUGUUCAUCAUAGACUUGAUGCAACUGUGGAUGCUAUACUGGCUGAUAUUUUCUGGUUGCCAGGAAAUUCUCCUUUAUUCGAAAUUCGUCAGAUGGAGGCUGAAGCUGAUAUUCCUCUCAAGUCUACUUUAAUGCCUAAAAUUGAACAUCUUGAACAAUCCAACUUGCCCGUUAAUGUGGAAAAAUGUGCUGAAGCAGAUUUUGAUGUGGAAGAUGAAGAUUAUCUUCCUAAUCCUAUUAAGAAACAGAGGCUUAUCCGAUCUGUGACCCAAAGGAGCUCACCUGUAUGUGUUUAUACUUACAAGAUCCUGGAAGCUGAUCUCUUACAAGUAGCAGCUGUAAUGGGACUUGAAGAUGAAAUAGAUGUCACUGAUGACAUUGGGAUGGCGGAUGCAAUUUUAGCAUGUGCUUCCGAAAUAAAGCAGAAUUCAUGGAUUCGAGGAAUAGCAAAGUUUCAGCAGUUGCCCGUGUUUGUUAUUGAGUCCAAUACCAUGGCACAAAUGGUCAAGGCGGUGCGUAUGAUUCUUGAAAGGGAAUCAUAUGGCUCAAGAUCAAAGCAUCCUAACCGAAAUUCUUUUGAUAUUGAGAUUGAAGACGAUGCACCAAAAAGAAAACCCACCUUGGAAGAGAUCGAUGCCUUAGAGGAGGUUCGUCUAGCGAUCGAGUACAUUGUCAUUCCCGGUGGUGAACCAGUGGAGCUUCUCCCCAGACGUUCCGAGAUAAUUGCCCGCCAGCUUGAGCUUGUCGAGAGCUAUAAGUUGGCUGCGGAAAAUUCAGAUCGCUGGUCCAUGGAUGAGGCUAUCAGGGAGAUGAAUGGACGAGAGUUUGGAGACCGCAUCGUCUCAGUGAACAAGGCUCAACCAAAAAUGGGUGAAGAUCUUGACAAUGGCUAUAGAGGAGGUUACUCAUCAAGUGGCAGGGGAGGCUAUGCAGGUGGAGACAGGCUUGUAGCACAGGAUGAAUGCUUCAAAUGUGGGCGCUUUGGGCACUGGGCCCGAGAUUGCCCUUCAGCUGGUGGUGGCCGAGUUGGGAAUGGCAGCAUGUUUUCUUCACAUUCAAGGUAUGGAGGUGAUGAUGACUGUGAUGAUCGCUUCAGAAAUCGUGAUCGGUAUGUGGAUGACAGUUAUGAUGAUGGACGAUAUGGAGAUAGGGACCAUUUUGAUAGCAAAGAUGAUAGAUAUGGAAGCCGUGAUCGAUAUAUUGGUAACAGGCAUCCCCCUGGUGGAGAUCGAUUUGGCAAUUGUUAUGGUGAUUCAGACCGAUUCCCUCGGAAUAAUUACAGCAAGGAAAGAGGUUAUCGAGAUGUUGCUUCAAGAGGUAGUGAUAGGUAUGGAAGUGGAGGGCCAGCACGUGAUGAUGGAAGAAGCUACAGGAACAGGGCCGGCCCUUAUGAUCGUGCUGGCAGGGGAGGGCGCCCUUCUUCCUUUGACCACUAUUAAUUGUACUCAAUAUGUUCAUUGAACUUUUAAGUCUGAACGGUAUGUUGGGUACUUUUUUGUCAAUCAUCUAGGAUGCUUGAAUUUCUAUGAAUGGUAAGGAUUUUUUUUUUAAUACAAAAGAGGUCAUAGCCUAAAGAUAAGAGAUGAUUUGUAGAUGU
This is a messenger RNA of Durio zibethinus, 2912 nucleotides long. Lineage: Eukaryota; Viridiplantae; Streptophyta; Magnoliopsida; Malvales; Malvaceae. The record is from RefSeq and is a predicted model, not a curated record.